GCCUCUGCAAACAGCCCUUUCUGGAUGGAGAACCCCUAUAUCAAAGUGGAUACAAUUGCACCAGACGAGAGCUUCUCCAAGCUGGAGUCUGGCCGCGUGAACACCAAGGUGCGCAGCUUUGGCCCUCUUUCCAAGAAUGGUUUUUACCUGGCGUUCCAGGACCUGGGAGCCUGCAUGUCCCUCAUCUCCGUCCGGGCUUUCUACAAGAAAUGCUCCAACACUAUUGCUGGCUUUGCUGUCUUCCCGGAGACUUUAACGGGGGCCGAGCCCACUUCUCUGGUCAUUGCACCAGGCACCUGCAUCCCCAACGCAGUGGAGGUGUCCGUACCCCUGAAACUGUACUGCAACGGUGACGGCGAGUGGAUGGUGCCCGUGGGAGCAUGUACGUGUGCUGCUGGAUACGAGCCGACCAUGAAGGACACCCAGUGCCAAGCAUGUGGCCCAGGAACCUUCAAAUCUAAGCAGGGGGAAGGUCCCUGCUCUCCCUGCCCUCCCAACAGCCGGACCACCUCUGGAGCAGCAACAGUCUGCACGUGUCGAAAUGGCUUUUUCCGGGCGGACACGGACCCUGCAGACAGCGCCUGCACCGGCGUCCCCUCUGCCCCCCGCAGUGCCAUCUCCAACGUGAACGAGACGUCACUGGUGCUGGAGUGGAGCGAGCCGCAGGACACGGGCGGGCGGGACGACCUGCUCUACAACGUCAUCUGCAAGAAGUGCAGCGUGGAGCGGCGCCUCUGCACCCGCUGCGACGACAACGUGGAGUUCGUGCCGCGCCAGCUCGGCCUCACCGAGCGUCGCAUCUACAUCAGCAACCUGAUGGCCCACACCCAGUACACCUUCGAGAUCCAGGCUGUCAAUGGCAUCUCCAGCAAGAGCCCUUACCCUCCCCAUUUCGCCUCUGUCAACAUCACCACCAACCAGGCAGCCCCGUCUGCCGUGCCUACGAUGCACCUGCACAGCAGCACGGGGAACAGCAUGACGCUGUCGUGGACUCCCCCAGAGAGACCCAACGGCAUCAUUCUCGACUAUGAGAUCAAGUACUCGGAGAAGCAAGGCCAGAGCGAUGGCAUUGCCAACACGGUCACCAGUCAGAAGAACUCUGUGCGGCUGGACGGGCUGAAGGCCAACGCUCGGUAUAUGGUGCAGGUCCGGGCACGCACAGUGGCUGGAUAUGGCCGCUACAGCCUCCCCACGGAGUUCCAGACAACUGCGGAGGAUGGUGGGUACCAGGACCAGCUGCCUCUGAUCGUGGGUUCAGCCACCGCGGGGCUGCUCUUCGUCAUCGUUGUGGUGAUCAUCGCUAUCGUCUGCUUCAGGAAGCAACGCAACAGCACGGACCCCGAGUACACGGAGAAGCUGCAGCAAUACGGUGAGUUCACCCCGGGGAUGAAGGUCUACAUUGACCCCUUCACCUACGAGGAUCCCAACGAAGCCGUCCGGGAAUUCGCCAAAGAGAUUGACAUCUCCUGUGUCAAAAUCGAGGAGGUCAUUGGAGCAGGUAAGUCCCAGGGCUGGGCACAGCAGCUAAUGCGACCACUGCCUCUCACCCUGCUGCUUGGCUCACCCAUCAUGGGCCAGUUUGACCACCCCAACAUCAUCCACCUGGAGGGUGUGGUGACCAAGAGCCGCCCCGUCAUGAUCAUCACGGAGUUCAUGGAGAACUGCGCACUUGACUCCUUCCUCCGGCUGAACGACGGGCAGUUCACAGUCAUCCAGCUGGUGGGAAUGCUGCGAGGCAUCGCCGCUGGCAUGAAGUACCUUUCGGAGAUGAACUACGUACACCGGGAUCUGGCUGCCCGCAACAUUCUGGUCAACAGCAACUUGGUCUGCAAAGUGUCCGAUUUUGGGCUCUCUCGCUUCCUGGAGGAUGACCCAGCUGACCCCACCUACACCAGCUCCCUGGGGGGCAAGAUCCCGAUCAGAUGGACGGCUCCUGAGGCCAUCGCCUACCGCAAAUUCACUUCGGCCAGCGACGUGUGGAGCUACGGCAUCGUCAUGUGGGAAGUGAUGUCCUACGGGGAGCGACCGUACUGGGACAUGUCCAACCAGGAUGUGAUCAACGCAGUGGAGCAGGAUUACCGCCUGCCACCCCCCAUGGACUGCCCCACAGCACUGCACCAGCUGAUGUUGGACUGCUGGGUGCGGGACCGCAACCUGCGGCCCAAGUUUGCACAGAUCGUCAACACGCUGGACAAGCUCAUCCGCAAUGCUGCCAGCCUGAAAGUCAUCGCCAGUGUCCAGUCUGGCGUCUCCCAGCCACUCCUGGACCGCACCGUCCCAGAUUACACCACCUUCACCACCGUGGGAGACUGGCUGGAUGCCAUCAAAAUGGGACGGUACAAGGAGAACUUUGUCAAUGCCGGCUUUGCCUCCUUCGACCUGGUGGCACAGAUGACUGCAGAAGACCUGCUGAGGAUAGGGGUGACGCUAGCAGGGCACCAGAAGAAGAUCCUGAGCAGCAUUCAGGACAUGAGGCUGCAGAUGAACCAGACACUCCCAGUGCAGGUUUGACCGGAGGGGACUCUGCAUUGGAACGGACCGAGGGAACCUGCCAACCAGGUUCAGUUUGCGGUGCAGCCCGGCUUCCCGUUUCCCCCUUCACACGGCGCUCCUCUGCCUCGGACGGUCGCCUGGGACGGGACGGGACGGGCCGCCCUUCCCUGGAUCGGAGGCACUCGUGUCGAGAGGGAGCCCAGCUUUUCGUCCCGUGUCCUGGAGCGGCGAGGCAGCAACACGUCUUCAUAUUGAAGAUGGAUUAUGGGACAGAGAUGGCACAUCCUGCUUCCCGCCCUGUCUCGGUGCUCAUC
Antrostomus carolinensis (chuck-will's-widow) is the source of this 2807-nucleotide messenger RNA. RefSeq names its product EPH receptor B3 (gene EPHB3). Gene Ontology annotation, molecular function: transmembrane-ephrin receptor activity; ATP binding; protein binding. Gene Ontology annotation, biological process: ephrin receptor signaling pathway; axon guidance; protein phosphorylation. The transcript is spliced from 14 exons. The record is from RefSeq and is a predicted model, not a curated record. Lineage: Eukaryota; Metazoa; Chordata; Aves; Caprimulgiformes; Caprimulgidae. Gene Ontology annotation, cellular component: dendrite; plasma membrane. The coding region runs from base 25 to 2511 and encodes 828 amino acids.